GUGACAAUGCAUUUGGAUUAGGUGUAAUCCUGCAAGAAGCAGCGUGGUCAUAUGGCUCAGAAAAUACAGCUUCUGCCUCUCUUGGAGAGCCCCACUGUUCUGUAGAGGUGUUAAUCUGCAGUGACUUCAAAGCAGAGCACAAAAGGUCUUGUGCCUUCAGCCCCAUUUCUUUCCUCAUAGGAUGGGAGAGGAGGCUCAAGCACCAUUCGUCCAAAUAGAUUUUUUAAUAUAACUUUCUGAACUUGGAAAGUGAUUAUACAAAGGAUUAUUUAUUCCAGUUUAUAAAAUUAUUAAUAAAUUCUUCCUGUUAGUUAAAAUGCCAGAACUAACACAUACCAAAUCACUGCUUUACAGCAAACAGUUUAAUGCAAAACAGUUUGUUGGAAUAAACAGUCUCAUAAAAUGUUUCUGCUUUUUGUUAAAAAUAUGGAGGGGUGGGAGAAAUGAGGGAGAAUUUAGAAAGGAUGGGAGAAAAAAAGCUUAAUAAUUAAAGGUAAGAAAAUGUAAACUAUCUAAAGAAUUUUUUUUCUCCCAUAUAUUAAAACUUCUUAAGCUGUUAGAAGUGAAAUAACACCAGAAAAUAUAUUAUGUAUAGGCAACUGGAAGGUCCAGAAUAUUAAUAAUAUUAUUAAGGUUUUCUGGAACAUAAAUCUGUAUCAUUUAUAGCACAAGAGAUGGGAAUUUAGGAAUCAGAUUUUCAAUGGAAAAAUGAUUUUUCACUGCAAACUUUUCGCUGCAGACUUUUGACUGAUAAAAUUAAUGCCAGCAGAAGAACCAUGCUGUAUGGGUGCCUCUUGUUUAUUUUGCAAGUGUGUCACAGCAGGAGCACAGCAGCUUUUCCAGGUAAGCGUCCCUCCCUUUUUAUUUGAAGCCGUUUUAUAUGCUCCUAUUGAUGACACCAAUAGCACAGCAAAGAUUGGAAAUGGAAACAUUUUCUUCACUCUGUAUAAAAAAGAACCGGCCCUGUGGGAUUCCCUAACCCUAGCAAACACUGACAAGGAGAAACUACAAAAUCUGAGAGAGAAUGCUGUUCUUAAAGCCCAAGAAAAGGCAAAAGAGGAGACAGAAGCAAGAAAAAUUACAAAACAAGAACACAAAAAAUAUGCUCUGGAGGCCACAAUGAAGCUAGAGGAAGCAGAAAGAAAAAGAAUUGAAGAUCUGAAAGAAAAGGAGCGGACAAAGGUUGCUAAAGAGUUGGAGUUGUGGAAAAAACAACAAAAAGAUGGUGAUAAAUACAAGAGCAUACAAAAAAAGGGGGAAUUGCAUCAAGAAGUAGAGCCGUUAAAAGAGAGAAAAAAUGAAAAAAUGAACAAAACUGGGAUUCCUAAUGACAGAACUUCUAAGACCAGACUCAAAUCCACAAAAGGUUCCUGUAGUAUAUUUUCACAGAAUUUAAAGGAAGAACAGUUACCUGCUCCCCGAGCUGCUGCUACAAUUAAAGUCAACUUCACACCACGAGUUUUUCCCACAGCUCUGCGAGAAUCUCGCGUUGCAGAAGAGGAGGAGUGGCUACAUAAACAAGCAGAAGCUCGAAGAAUAAUAAAUUCUGAUUUAGCUGAGCUAGAAGAUUUAAAAGAAGAGGAAAAGAAUCCAGAUUGGUUAAAAGACAAAGGAAACAAAAUGUUUGCAAUGGGAGACUACCUUGGGGCAGUAAACGCGUAUAACCUCGCAGUGAGGCUGAACAAUUCACUCCCCCUGCUUUACCUGAACCGUGCUGCUUGCCACCUUAAACUGAGGAAUUUACACAAAGCUAUCCAAGAUUCCUCGAAGGCACUGGAACUGUUGACACCGCCUGUUCCUGAUAAUGAGAAUGCUCGAGUGAAAGCCCAUGUGAGACGUGGAACAGCGUUUUGUCAGCUGGAAUUGUACACUGAAGGUCUCGAGGAUUAUGAAGCAGCUCUCAAGAUCGAUCCUACAAAUAAAAAUAUAGAAAAAGAUGCUGAGAAGAUUCGACAUCUAAUUCAAGGAACAAUGCAAAGUUCUUAAUUAAAACAAUAUAUAAAAAAAAGAAACUCUGUGCUACCUUUGAGGAUAUCAGAAGAAAUCUUGUUUCUCUUCAGUGUGUGUUACCUAGACUUUUUUCUCUUUCACUCGGAACACUUACAAAAUUGGUAAAAUAUUGGAUAUAUUAUUGGAAAGUAUAGUGUUAUAAACAUGAUUACAUAUAUUUUAAAUAAGUCAUAUUGUCAAAGUUUUCAUAUUUUUGCUUUUUGUUAACAUUCUGUAUUACUAUGACAAUCUGAAACCCUGGACUUGAAGAGGUUCCUUCUUGUUAAGUGUUCUUUCCAAACUGGGACCAUUUCAACAACAUUUCUUUCAGUAGCAGUUUUAGCAGACUUCUGAAUUUUAUGCAUCAGUCUCUUUCCUGAAUACCAUUUAUGACUGAUUGCUGUCUUUAUAAUAAAGUAUUUCUCAGGCAGAUAUAUAUUAUUGUGUGAAAAUUUUUUAGUGUUGUAUCCAGGAGAAGGUGGCAGGCAUUGUUUCCAACUGUUUUAAUUAAAGCCUUGAGAGGAGUGCUGAAGUGAGUCAGAAAUGUCUGGGGUAGCUGCUGCCCCUGCUUUCCCACAGAAAAGUGCUGUAUUGCACUGGAAGGGGUUGAAAAUACUUUUUUAUAACAGCUGGAAGGAGGGCAGUGCAGCAGUUGGAGUGCCUCAAUUUAGUGUUAUGCUAUAGUUACAGAUAUUACUGCUCUGUUUGUAUAAUUACUGAGGGGAAAUGAUGGCUAAGGAGGAGAGACUGACAAUGGGAGAAAGAUAUAUUUUAUUCAACCCAUCUUACUCAGCCUUUCAACUAACAGAGCAAAGCAUUUCAAAUUUGUUAAGUGUUUGUGGUCAGAGCAAAUAUUGCUCAAGAUGUAUAUUGAAAUACAUGCAUGGCAAAGAGUGAGGAACUUAACAGUUUUAACCUUAUUUAGUAAACUGUGGACAGUGGUAAUUUGACUAAUGGAAGAAAGUAAAAUUUGAGAUUUAUGUGAAUUUCUGCAUUAGUGAUAAUCUUGAGCAUAGAAAAUAUCUUAAUACGUGUGGUAAAAAUAGUUAGUAUGAAUAAUGAAAAUAUGAAUGCGAGUAAG
Catharus ustulatus (Swainson's thrush) is the source of this 3070-nucleotide messenger RNA. RefSeq names its product dynein axonemal assembly factor 4 (gene DNAAF4). Gene Ontology annotation, biological process: inner dynein arm assembly; outer dynein arm assembly; heart development. Gene Ontology annotation, molecular function: nuclear estrogen receptor binding. Bases 760 to 1986 code for a protein of 408 amino acids. NCBI's taxonomy places the organism in Eukaryota, Metazoa, Chordata, Aves, Passeriformes, Turdidae. The record is from RefSeq and is a predicted model, not a curated record. The transcript has 9 exons.